This is a messenger RNA of Drosophila gunungcola (fruit fly), 1843 nucleotides long. RefSeq names its product mitochondrial sodium/calcium exchanger protein. Gene Ontology annotation, biological process: intracellular calcium ion homeostasis; monoatomic cation transport; transmembrane transport. Gene Ontology annotation, molecular function: calcium:sodium antiporter activity. Lineage: Eukaryota; Metazoa; Arthropoda; Insecta; Diptera; Drosophilidae. The record is from RefSeq and is a predicted model, not a curated record. Gene Ontology annotation, cellular component: membrane. The coding region runs from base 77 to 1843 and encodes 588 amino acids. The transcript is spliced from 9 exons.
AGAAUUCUGUCGACUUUAACUGAAAUUGAAAAUAUAUUCCUAUGAAUUAAAAAAAAUAUUACCCACUUUGUGAGCCAUGAUUUCUUCAAAAACGAUGGUGGACACCUACAACCUCCUUAACCAUAGCAAUUACUUGGAAAAUGUGAGCUGUUUGGCCGUGAUGGAUUUCCACUUUAGCAAUCGCUGUGAAAUGGCCAGACGAAUCGACCACUGCAGAUUCAUCACAAAUUUCUUCAAUUAUUUUGUGAUGAUGUACUGCGCCUUCAAGAUAGAUAACAAAAUAACUGAAGUUGUGGUGAUGUUGCUGUUUGGAUUGAUCUACUGCGUUUUCCUCUGCGUCCUAUACUUGGGCAUCAACUACUACUUCUUACCAACCCUGAAGAUCGCUGCACUUAGGUUGCGGAUAAACGAGUACAUGGCGGGCGUGUUGCUGGUGGGCGUGGCCAAUUCAACUCCCGAUCUCCUGGUUAACUUAUCGCCAGUCAGGCAUGAGUCGUUGACCUUCAACAUAGCCAUGGCCAACGCCCUGACGAUCAUAUGUCUGAGUGGCGGCAUGGUGUGCUUCAUUCGGCCCUUCCGGAUGAAUGGUCACAGUGUUUUCCGAGACCUCCUGUUUCUACUGCUCACAGUGGAGCUGGUGCGGCUUUUUAUUAAAAUUAAAUCUAUAACGGCAUUGCUAAAGGGUAUUUUGGUACUGUCUAUUUAUCCAAUAUAUCUGUUAAUUAAUGUAGUCGAUCUCUUCCUUCACCGUUUCACAAUUAAACAGCUUCGAAUGGAAAUUGAAAUUCUGAGACACUCUCCGUCCUCCCUGAAACAUGAUAAUAGGUUAACUGAAAAAAUUAUUCUCCUAAAUAAUCUCGAGGAGGACGAUGACAUCCAAUUCCGGGAAUCGAAAAUAUUUCGCCAAGGAUCUUUCCAUGCCGGUUUCUUUGUGACACCCAAGCUUCUUAUACGACAUAGGGAAGUGGACGUGGAAGCAAACCGAACAAUGCUCCACAACAAGGCCAACCCGAAGAAUCUCUUCCUAAUUAGCGAGUUUAUCCAUUCAAUUAAUCCCAUUGACUCGGAAGCUUGGUACCUGAACGGAAAAUGGGGACGUUUUAUAUAUAUCGCCAAGGCCCCUGUUAGUUUUAUGCUCCAAUUGUUAAUCCCAUUCGUCGACUAUCAGAAGGUUAAGCAUGGGUGGAGCAAGUUGCUGAACUGCAUACAAAUAGUAAUAAAUCCUUUUGUGACCUUAACAUUGGUUGAGACUAUGCUUGAUGACAAAUACUACGAUUGGUACAACCUUCUUCAGUUUAAUUUGGCGAUGUGGUCUUUAAUGGCUUUUUGCAUGCUUACAAUAUUUACCGUGAUUAUAUUUUGUUGGAUUUGUGCCUGGGAAAUGGAUGCGCUCAUAUCGAUCAUCGGCAUUGUUUUCGAUUUGUCUCCAUCCUUUAUGAGCAUCACAUUCAACACGGUGUCGGCGGCAAUGGCAGACUUCAUUUCCUACGAGCAUCUCGCCCAGCAUGGUUACGGAAAGAUGGCUUUUGGCGCCGUUGUUGGCGGUUCAGUCUUCAACAUGGUUCUCAACGUAGGAAUCGAGUUUGUGAUGCAGAAAAAGGUCGACUCGCACGGACAAGUGAUAUUGUUUGGAAACGAGGGCGAGACCAUCUACAUAUUCCUCGUGCUGACCAUCACAACCACCAUGUGGUGGUGCCUGACCUUCAAUUUUCUUGCCCGCCGAUCCGCUGGUGUGUUUUUGUGGUGCAUAUUUAUACUGUUCUUCGUUUAUUCGACUGCAAUUGAAUUUGAAUGGGUCCAUGGUUUUGAGGACAACCCUCACAUCAACCCAGUUGGUGAAUAA